Molecule: messenger RNA, 2619 nt
Organism: Nerophis lumbriciformis (worm pipefish)
Lineage: Eukaryota; Metazoa; Chordata; Actinopteri; Syngnathiformes; Syngnathidae
Source: RefSeq, a predicted model, not a curated record
AACUGUGACUAGAGCCACAACGACUGGAGGCACAACGACUGGUGCCUCAACGACUGGAGCCACAACGACUGGAGCCACAACGACUGGAGGCACAACGACUGGUGCCACAACGACUGGAGCCACAACGACUGGAGCCACAACGACUGGAGGCACAACGACUGGUGCCACAACGACUGGAGCCACAACGACUGGAGCCACAACGACCGGAGGCACAACGAUUGGUGCUACAACGACUGGAGCCACAACGACUGGAGCCACAACGACUGGAGCCACAACGACUGGAGCCACAACGACUGGAGCCACGACGACUGGAGCCACAACUGUGACUAGGGCCACAACGACUGGAGGCACAACGACUGGUGCCUCAACGACUGGAGCCACAACGACUGGAGCCACAACGACUGGAGCCACAACGACUGGAGCCUCAACGACUGGAGCCUCAACGACAGGAGCCACAACGACUGGAGCCACAACGACUGGAGACACAACUGUGACUAGAGCCACAACGACUGGAGGCACAACGACUGGUGCCUCAACGACUGGUGCCUCAACGACUGGAGCCACAACGACUGGAGGCACAACGACUGGUGCCACAACGACUGGAGCCACAACGACUGGAGCCACAACGACUGGAGGCACAACGACUGGUGCCACAACGACUGGAGCCACAACGACUGGAGCCACAACGACUGGAGCCACAACGACUGGUGCCACAACGACUGGAGGCACAACGACUGGAGCCACAACGACCGGAGGCACAACGACUGGUGCUACAACGACUGGAGCCACAACGACUGGAGCCACAACGACUGGAGCCACGACGACUGGAGCCACAACUGUGACUAGGGCCACAACGACUGGAGGCACAACGACUGGAGGCACAACGACUGGUGCCUCAACGACUGGAGCCACAACGACUGGAGCCUCAACGACAGGAGCCACAACGACUGGAGCCACAACGACUGGAGGCACAACUGGGACUAGAGCCACAACGACUGGAGGCACAACGACUGGUGCCUCAACGACUGGAGCCACAACGACUGGAGCCACAACGACUGGAGACACAACGACUGGUGCCACAACGACUGGAGCCACAACGACUGGAACCACAACGACUGGAGGCACAACGACUGGAGCCACAACGACUGGAGCCACAACGACUGGAGCCACAACGACUGGAGCCACAACGACUGGAGCCACAACGACUGGAGCCACAACGACUGGAGGCACAACGACUGGUGCCACAACGACUGGAGCCACAACGACUGGAGCCACAACGACUGGAGCCACAACGACUGGAGCCACAACGACUGGAGGCACAACUGGCAUGACCACCAGUCUCUCUCCAACUACAACUGGAGGACCUACAACAGCGCUAACGACGACCACAACUGCUGUUGCACCCCGUCCAUCUGUAGUAGUUGUUCUUGUAGCAAUAGUGUUGGUGCCGUUCGAACCAGAGCUCACUGACCCAAAUAGUGAAGAAUUUUCUGAGCUUGCUCAAUUGAUUUUAAUCGUGUACGAUACGACCUUCAGAGCGAGAUACAACACAUACAGUCGCUGUGUCGUCAGACGCUUCAGACUAAGUACACGAGUAACGCGAAAUGAUGAGGUGGAGUCGGAUGUGGACAUUGAGUUUGUCAACACAGAGACGUCGGAGGAAAUUCCGAGUUCGGACGAAAUAGUGACAAAUUUAAGGACGGAUUUGGAGAAUCCAGACAACAACUUCACUUUAUCGUUUGAUACUAACUCUCUCGUCAUCACUGAGAGAAAUGUAACAACGACAACUGCUGCACCAGCAACUGCACCCAUCGAGGCACUCACAUUACAACGCUUGACAUUCCGAUCCGCCGGCGAGGAGUUCACGACAGACUUGCUAGAUUCGUCUUCCCCUGCGUUCCAAAGUCGCGCCACCCUCAUUGGGACGACAUUUCAGCCUAUCUACCAAGGAUUAUUUUCUUCAUUCCGAUCUGUGACCGUGGUUUCAUUCAGUAAUGGCUCCAUCAUCAACAACUUAGACUUGAGUUUUGCAUCUGCGUCGGUGCCAAGCAGCACCGCAAUUGCCAAUGUUUUGAUCAACGCUGCCCCGGACAUCAAUGCCUUCAACGUGGACACCUCGUUCAUUUUUGUGAAUGGCGCUCAAGUUUCCAGCGGAGCGAGCCACAAGACAAGCAUCAUCACUGCAUCCUGUCUCGCGCUGUUGCCAUGGAUACUAUCUAACCAAUAAUAGUAGCAUUGUUGCGUUCCUGUCAAAUAAGUUUAACGAUACACACUUCAUUAUAGAUCAAUAAAACUCUUUAUUGUCAUAACAUCCUGACUUUGAUAUAACUUUAUUUCCUGUUAUCAACUCUAAUUAUGGCUUUUACUGCCAUCAAAUGUAGAUGUUAUCAUUACUGUUACAAUUGUAUUUCUAAAUCUGAUUCCGAUAUUUAGAUUUUAUCAUCACAAAUGAUUUUUCUUGAUAAAUUACUUUUUUUAAAUUAUUUAAAUAUUGUUUUGCCAUGACGUGUGCAUUGACAGCUCAAGCAUGUUAUAUGGACCAUAGCAUUGUAUUGUAUUUUAUUUAAGUGCACUUAAAUUAUUAUGAAUAUAUAAUAGAAUAAAAUAUUUGAAAAAUUG